Molecule: messenger RNA, 386 nt
Organism: Haliotis rubra (blacklip abalone)
Lineage: Eukaryota; Metazoa; Mollusca; Gastropoda; Lepetellida; Haliotidae
Product: neuropeptide-like protein 29
Exons: 2
Coding region: 1-321 (106 amino acids)
Source: RefSeq, a predicted model, not a curated record
AUGAUGAAGAUAGUCGCCGUCCUUGUUGCCUGCCUGGCUGUUACCGCCUUUGCUAAGCCAACCGGUCUGUAUGGAGCAUAUGGAAUGGCCGGGAUGUAUGGAGGAAUGGGCGGAAUGGGCGGAAUAGGCUACGGAAUAGGUGGCAUGCACGGAGGUCUUUACGGAGGCUAUGGCGGUCUGUACGGAGGAAUGGGCGGUCUAUACGGAGGCAAAUACGGAUACGGCAUGAGUGGUCUGUAUGGAGGACUUGGAGGCUAUGGUGGUCUCUACGGAAUGGGAGGAUACGGAAUCGGACUAGGAAAAGGAAUUGGCUACUACUAAGCUACGGUAACUUGCAGUGUGAAGAUGACGGCAUAUAUUGUAUGCAUAUGACAAUACAAUUAGUU